This is a messenger RNA of Oryzias melastigma (Indian medaka), 2439 nucleotides long. Its product is annotated as dickkopf-related protein 3. Gene Ontology annotation, cellular component: extracellular region. Gene Ontology annotation, biological process: negative regulation of canonical Wnt signaling pathway; multicellular organism development. Bases 1677 to 2186 code for a protein of 169 amino acids. Lineage: Eukaryota; Metazoa; Chordata; Actinopteri; Beloniformes; Adrianichthyidae. The transcript has 5 exons. Gene Ontology annotation, molecular function: receptor antagonist activity; co-receptor binding. The record is from RefSeq and is a predicted model, not a curated record.
CAUUUAGAAUGUGCAAAAUCUGUAAAAUUGUCUUUAUAAACUCGCAGCCACAUGUAAUAUGAUGAGAUUAAAUCAACCACCAGUUGGAGGACAGACUUUAGAUACGAUAAAACAAUUCCUUUGUGGAAAAACCCAGCUGUGUGGGACCAGAGACAGAGAAAACUGUCAGUAUGUGGGAGGCUGCGAGUUCCUGUUUUGACUGAAGCCGUCUUUGAAACUACAGUCUGAUCCCGUGCUUGAAAUCUGUGCUAACAAGGUGAACGCUGGACCGUCUGACAGUGACAGAUGAGAUUAUUGAGCGCCAGUGACCCUUGUUCCACAUUUUCUUUUUCCCCUUUUUUCUUUCACACGUCCAAGGAGGGAAAAAUUCCUGGCUCACGGAUGAAGCAGGGCUGCUUUUCAUUAUGGAGUGACUCACUCUGCUCGCUCAGUCCAAUUGGAAACAGGUUACUGGGAACAUUAUUGGGGCUUUAACAGAAAUGUAGUUGAAACAGCUGAUGGCUGAAGAAAAUAUAUCCCUUUGUUUAUUUUAACCAAAAAUCCUUUAUUUAGGAUAAUAAUAACAGGGGAGGUUAUGAGUCUGUGGUCAGGACAUGCUUUUAUUCUGAAAAGCUCAGCCUUUCUCUGAGGUCAUCUGACUUUUUCAGGACAAAAACUCAAGCUGUAGCCUUUAACUUCAUACAUUUUCAGGUGAACAAGAUCAUUUGGUUCCCUAUGGAUUAUCUGAGGAGUAAUAUCUGAACGUAACCGGGAUUACAAAUUCAGCCGCACACACAAAAGCACACGCAGAGGCAGACACUCACUCAGACUUAGGCACACAUGCACAUUAAGACACACAAAAGUUAUAUUUUAUUAUAUUAUAUUAUAUUAUAUUAUAUUAUAACCAAAAAACUGUUGUUUAAAACAAAUUCAGUAAGUUUGUUAAUUACUAUUUUUUUAAGAUAAACAUGUUAUUUUGAUUAUUUCUUUUUAGAGAGUUUAAAGUUUGUAAUUUGAAAAGACUAAUUUUUAACACUUUUUUUUUUCUUUUUUUAUGAAUCUGACUGGGACGAAACUAACCAAACCAUGGUAAGCAUGGACACUGUUUUCUUCAUUCUUUUGUCUGUAACAAUUCAGCUUUUAUAUUAAAAUGGUUUACCACUUUGAUAUUAUGGUUUUCGGGAUUUUUUUUUUCUUUUUUCAUCUUCAGUGUUGACGAUGAGGACGUGCCAUUAAAGAAACCAGCAGAAACGACUCCACCUUUUAAACAUUUGGUAAGAAUGGAGGCUUUUACUUUGAAAUUCCUCCUGACUAAGUAUUAAUUAAACAAUAAGGUUCCAUGUUUCCUUUAUAAGUGUUGUGUUUCAAGCAAAAAUGAACCAGAAGACUCAUGGACUUCCCUAAGGCCUCAUCAAUGUGACCCUGGAUCACAGUCUGCAGAACCUCCAUUAAAUUUCUUCUUCAUGAUUGUAAAACAUUUAAAAGAAGCAGGGAUGACUUUUUAUUUUCCAACUGUUUCCACAGGUCUGAGCCUCGGACAGAACAGAGCAGCUGGAGUCUGUUUGUGUUUAGUCCAGAGGAGCAGCGUUCUUCAGGACGACGAGCAUCUCUGAUUGUUCCAGUUCCUCUUCACACCAUCAUCCUCCAUCAUCAUCCUCUACUGUCCUUCGCACAGUUUAUCUCGGAUUUGGGCCUGGAUGCUCAACAUGCCUCACAACCCUCCCAAGGAAGGGGCCAAGGUGCUCAGAGAGGGCUCCCCUGAGCCCCCCAGGGCCCUCACGGCGGUGUGCGAGCACGACAGAGCGUGUGGACGAGGCUUCUCCUGCGAUCGACACUUCGGCCUUUGUGUGCCGCUGCGUGGGGAGGGUCACUACUGUCGCCGGGACGCGCAGUGUGUCCGUGGACUCAGCUGCAUGUUUGGGAAGUGUCAUCGCAGCGUACCCAAUGGACGAGAGGGGGCCAGGUGUAAGGUUGACAGGGACUGCGGAGCGUCAAUGUGCUGCGCCCGGCAUCACGGCGAGCAGGUGUGCAAGAGACGGCUGCUUCAUGGGGAGAGCUGUUAUGUUCCUGAUGGCGGCCUGGCGUUCAGCAUCAACCAGAUCUGUCCGUGCGAUGAGGGCCUGCUGUGCCGCAAGAACUCUAGACCAAGAGAGAGAGAUUUCAUUCCAGCACGAGCAAGUUGGACCUGCCAAGUUCCUAAAGUUUAAUGUGACUCCUGUAUAUUUAUUUUUGUAAAUAUAUGCACAUAAAGAGAUGUAUGCAUUUCCAAUGUCACUGUCAUAUCAUGCAGUUAAUAGUUUACAUCAAAUUUGCCUUUAUUAAUUAUUAGUUUGUAUGUUUCACAAGAGCACUAUGUUUGUGGUUGAGCUCAACAGAGCGUUUGUCAUUUCAAGUGUUUUUUUAAUGCAUGUGUGUUUAUUACUCCUUAGUACACAUAAUAAAGCUUUAAAUUAAAAUAAA